AUGCAUCUCCACCCUCUGCCCCUCCCCCUCUUCAUCCUCCUGGUUGCAGAGGCAACCGUGAUGUGCGUUGCCGUGACGACAGCGCUCCACGGCUUCCGAGGCUGCGCCGUGCGAGAGUUCUCCUUCGUGGCCCAGAAGCCCGGCUGCAAGGGCCUACGCAUCACCACGGAGGCCUGCUGGGGGCGCUGCCACACCUGGGAGAAACCCGUGCCGGAUCCCCCCUACAUCCAGCGACACCACCGCGUGUGCACGUACAGCCGCAGCCGCCACAUGACGGCGCGGCUGCCGGGCUGCCCGCCCAACGUCUCCCCUCUCUACCACUAUCCCAUGGCGCUGCACUGCCACUGUGCCAUCUGCUCCACACAGGACACAGAGUGUGAGACCUUCUGAGGCGCGUUCCGCUCACAACGUCAACGACUGUUUCACUGAUAUGACUUUCUAGACUUUGUGAGGGCCCGAUGUCUGCAGCAAGUUCCCACUUAAUGACAGGGAGAGUUUUUGAAAGAAGGAUACUUGAGGACUAAAGGCCUUGUGUGUAUCAAUACUCAACAUGUGGCUGUAUGUAAGAAAGGAGGAAUCAA
Molecule: messenger RNA, 581 nt
Organism: Platichthys flesus (European flounder)
Lineage: Eukaryota; Metazoa; Chordata; Actinopteri; Pleuronectiformes; Pleuronectidae
Product: glycoprotein hormone beta-5-like
Exons: 2
Coding region: 1-390 (129 amino acids)
Biological process (GO): regulation of thyroid hormone receptor signaling pathway; G protein-coupled receptor signaling pathway
Cellular component (GO): extracellular region; cytoplasm
Molecular function (GO): hormone activity
Source: RefSeq, a predicted model, not a curated record